UGUGGCUGCCAAUUUAAAAAAAAAUUGCCGGUAUGUGUAACACAUCGUAAGAGCGCGAUUUAAUUUCAAACAUUUUUCAUGGUAAAAAGACUAAAUUUUAAUUAAAAUGAAUUACGACAGUAGCUUUAAGAUGCAUUCUACCCAGCUAACUCCUAAAAACAAACGAGUCAGACAGUUAUUGGUGAGAGAUGAUACACUAAAUAUUUCACCCAUAUUCAAUGAAUCAACUAUUUUCAAAACUCUAAACGAUACAAGUUUGAGGCAAGUGUUGGACGAAUCUUCAGUAAUAAUAAACUCAGGUAAUACAAGAGACAGUUUGAAUGAAGCGUUUUUUGAAAUAAUACAGUCUGCUCGUCCAAGUGAAACUUUGGAUACUUUAGCGAGGUUAGCCCAAGUUUGCUGUGAUUCCCUCGAGGUGGUUGAGCCUUGGCAUCGAUAUAAUGCUCAGAAUUAUUGGUUAGCAGAGGAAGCUAAUACAUGGAAACUUCUAUAUUGUCUGUAUAAUGACUCCAUAAAUGAACAUCCUGAAUCAUUGGACAGUAUUAUUUGUGAACCUACACUGUCACAACAAAUUUUAGUUGACGCUUUAUUUCAAAGCGAUUCCGAAUUACGUCUCCUCCAGCUACUAGUUGACUGGCUUGAGGCCACAGCCGCUUAUCAGGAAGAAACUACUAAAACCUCUGCUCCUGUCAUCAGUAAUGAUAUUCAUUGGGGUAACACACUCCACCAGUUGCUUAUAGGGUCCAGCUUGUUCAAUAAGGAGAAGAAUAAGGCUAUGAUCACAUGCAUGGAUCCAGAUGCACCAAAACGUCAAAAUAAAACUAUCCACACAGAUGACAAAAAAGAUGAUGAUGAUUUAUGUAAGAGAAUAUUUACUGAAGUUCGAUGUGGUAAGUUCAAUGAGGCAAUUUCUCUAUGUAUUAGUGGUGGGCAAGCAUGGCGGGGCGCUGUCCUUCAAGGCUGGAAGUUGCUACAUUAUGAACAGGAUGAGAAUGGAACUUUAGAAGUUUCUGGAAACUCUUCAAGAGAUCUAUGGAAGUGGUGCUCCUUGAAUAUAGCCAAUGAUGUCUCAGAAAACAUUAACUACAGAGCCACAGUUGGAAUUUUAUGUGGCCAUUUGCAGAGCACUCUGCCAGCAUGCCAAGGAAAUUGGGAGGACUUGUUGUGGGCACAUUUAAAAGUUCAGAUUGAGGCAAGGGUGGACAAGUUCUUGAGAGAGCAUCAUGCAACGGCUGAGGCAAACACAACACCACCAGAUGUUUUAGAAUUGUUGCAGAGUGAACUUCAAGUUGAAGAGCUUUCUUUGCAGCAAGUUUUCAAUGCUGUUAAAUCAUUAAUGGAAGGAAAAAGGGAGUCCAAUUACCAGAUCUGCCAACGUCAUCUAAUGCUCGGACAUAUUCGUGCAAUAAUGGAAGACUCCUUGCAAUGGCUUGAGAGCACUGAAGAGAAAUUCAUAAGAUUCCUUGCUCACUUAGUGCUAGUACUGAGACAGAUGGGCAAAGAUCCACAGCAUGAUGUUGGAGAUAGUGUUUUAGAGAAAUAUGUUACUCUACUCAUCGAUGGUUUAACUGAGGGUGCCUGUGAAAACCCAGAACUUAUUGCCUUUUACACUUCUACUGUACCUGUUCAAAGACAAAUUGCUUUAUAUGCAGAAUUUAUGAGUCGCAUACAAAAAAGUGAACACAGAGAGGAUGUAGUCAGUGCCGGGAUGAAAGCAGGUGUCAAUGUUGCUGCUUCUGCAAGAGUAGCAAUAAAAAAAGCAAUCACAGACAUACAACAAGGCUAUGGAAACAUAGAUGUGACGUUUACCCAAACAACUGCAGUUGAAAAGGAUAAAGCUUUAGUUAAUAAAGUAAUUCUAUCCUUAGAAUGGUUGGCGUUUAUCGAGAACCAACUUGUAGAAGCUCUUUGGUUGAGCAAUGCCAUGAUUCGCACAUUUAUUUUCAUUGGGAACACUGAUGCUGCUCUGCUAUGCGUUAAUAGUUUACACAAAAUGUUUGCAGACUAUAUAAAGAAGGUACCUUCAAACUCUUCAGAGUUGAGAGAGCAUUUAUGUUUGAAGUCGUACUUAGAAGGCAUAGAAGCCUUUGCGACUUGGUACAGACACUUUAUAAGUGGCCAGCCAAAGGAUAUUGAGCCUUUGGCUCCUGAUGCAUCAUUUUCGGACAAAGUUUACCACGAACAGAGAAGUGCCCAAGUUGAACAACAAAAGGCUAGAUGGAAGAAUACCAUACUACAUCAAUCUCGUCAUACCAAGAAUUUGCUUUACAAUACUCUAUUAUUCCCUGGUGGCUGGCUGCAAGAUGAAACAGACAGUACAUCUUCCAAUAAUUUCACUGAAGAAGAAAAAGAGGAAAGGGCUAAGCAGUUGGAUACUUUGAGACGUCUUUGCAUUCCCGAGGUUACUAUUUUAAUAUUAAAGAUUCUGCAAAGCACUGAUGAUAUUGAUAACCACAAGGAAGCAGUAAAAAUCAGCAAUUUGAUCGCUGGCGAAAAUCGUGGCCUUUAUAAAGUUUUCACUAAGAAUAAACUUCUGGAAGUAUUGGAUAGAAUUAAGGAGUCUUCUCUUCUACUUUUGGAAAAGGGUAGGGAUAUUUUUGGCUAUGAAUUAAAUGAAUAAUUUCUUACAUUGUUUAAUAAAAUUUUCUAUUUUCAACAGAA
This is a messenger RNA of Maniola jurtina (meadow brown), 2661 nucleotides long. RefSeq names its product nuclear pore complex protein Nup107 (gene Nup107). Gene Ontology annotation, biological process: regulation of DNA-templated transcription; post-transcriptional tethering of RNA polymerase II gene DNA at nuclear periphery; protein import into nucleus. Gene Ontology annotation, cellular component: nuclear pore; nuclear pore outer ring. The coding region runs from base 107 to 2620 and encodes 837 amino acids. The record is from RefSeq and is a predicted model, not a curated record. NCBI's taxonomy places the organism in Eukaryota, Metazoa, Arthropoda, Insecta, Lepidoptera, Nymphalidae. Gene Ontology annotation, molecular function: structural constituent of nuclear pore. The transcript has a single exon.